AUGGUAGCCCCCCGGAAUACUGCGUAUGCGGAGGAGAGCGCAGAGGUCGAGGUGCUCUACGCCAACCUCGAGAAGCUCAACCGCCUCACCAAAAAGAUUCAAGGGUCUAUGGUCCGCCUGGAGACAAGUGGUAAAGUGGUCAAGGAGGCCAUUGGCCCAAUCUAUAGUAACACACAAUCUCUUCAAAUUACCAACACCAAUAUCGACAAGGUCAACGAUGCCAUUGACCGUCUCCGCCAGCCUCUCGACGCGAAGAGUCGAGAGGAGGGCGUCAUUCGCGCAGGACCGCAGAGUUCCGGCCUUUCACAAUACCUGUCGGCGAUGAAACGUGUUGAAAAGGCGCUGGUCGACCUCAACACAACGAACCUUCGGUCGAACCAGAAAGCAAUCGCAGAGUUCAAUUCACUACUUAGUACUGGCAGCAGCCAAUUACAAGAAAUGCUCCGAUCUGAACUGCAGCAACAUGUCACCCCAAUUGAACCGCUACACUAUCUCACCAAAGAACUCCCUUUCCCAUCCAUUCCCGAAGAAACACUCUCACAGCUGGCCCCACUAUGUGCUGCGAUUACCUCCGCAUCCGCCUUGGGCCCCCAGCGCAGCAAAGGGGAGAACCCUGCAAUGAAGAUUUAUGCCGAGGUGCGCGGGCCGUAUAUUACUUUUGGCCUACAGAAUUUAUCCAUUGCAUCUCUCAAUACUGUCAAGCGAAGACCGACCGAUGGUCCAUACAAACAAGGAACCAACGGUAUUGGGAUCUACUCAAACGCAUUGGAAGCAUUCAUCAAUAUUGAGCAUGAAAUCAUUGUCCAAUUGUUCCCUGGUGAUCAGCAAGGGCUUGUUUUGCAAGCCACCUUCCUCUCGGCAAUGGGAGAAUACUCCAAGACCCUCCGCGAACUCAACCUAUAUAUCCGGCAAAACCUCAUGACUGACUGUUUCCUUGCAUUCGAAAUCAUCGAGAUUGUGACAGCAAUGUCCUAUCGUAUCGAUUCAAAGACUGCAGAGUUGAAGGGUCUGUUAAUAGAGGCGCUUCGGCCUGUGCGUGAAACCGCCAAAUCCUCCCUAUCUGAGCUGCUCGAGGAGACAAAACGCAAGGCAGCCACCGUGGCCUUGCCUCCAGAUGGUGGAUCUGUUCCCCUGGUUGAGGAAGUCAUGAACUCCCUUGCCACGUUGACUGGUUACUCGGGGCCCUUGGCAUCCAUUUUAACCUCUUUGGGUGAUGGCAACUGGCGCUCUAAGUCAAGUACCGCUGGAACAGCUCCCCUGGAUGUCGGGCCGGACAGCGGCACCCUUUUCUCCCACUUCAUUUUGGAUAUGAUUGAAUCUUUAAUGACCGCGUUGGAGGCUCGUGGUCGGACCUUCCAUCGUUCAAAAGCUGCUUUGGGCGUGUUCUUGUCCAAUGUCUUCUGUAUUGUCGAUCGGUCGAUCCGACAAAGCCCUGAAUUAGCGCGCUACUUGGGCGCUCCGGACAGCAUUGCCCGUAUCGACACAUUCCGCAAGCGUGCUACAUCAACCUACCUUGACGCAUGGAAGGAGACAUCACAAUUCCUGCUGGAUGUGCAGUACACCUCCCGCUCCGGGGCACGACCCAAUUCGGGGGGCGCUGUGGAUUCCAGCACCAUUGUGAAGAGCUUGUCGUCGAAAGACAAAGAUGCGAUCAAGGACAAGUUCAAGUCGUUCAAUGCUAGCUUCGAUGAAAUGCUUUCCCGACACAAGCCCCUUCACAUGGAAAGAGAAGUGCGCUCGGUGCUGGGACGAGAAUUGCAGGCGGUUCUUGAGCCGCUAUAUGCCCGUUUCUAUGACCGUUAUGUGGAGAUUGACAAGGGCCGCGGGAAGUACAUCAAGUACGACAAGUCGAAUCUGUCGGUGCAAUUGGCCCAACUUUCAUCAUAA
Molecule: messenger RNA, 1887 nt
Organism: Penicillium longicatenatum
Lineage: Eukaryota; Fungi; Ascomycota; Eurotiomycetes; Eurotiales; Aspergillaceae
Product: EXO70 family protein
Exons: 3
Coding region: 1-1887 (628 amino acids)
Biological process (GO): exocytosis
Cellular component (GO): exocyst
Molecular function (GO): phosphatidylinositol-4,5-bisphosphate binding
Source: RefSeq, a predicted model, not a curated record